Pimephales promelas (fathead minnow) is the source of this 563-nucleotide messenger RNA. Lineage: Eukaryota; Metazoa; Chordata; Actinopteri; Cypriniformes; Leuciscidae. The record is from RefSeq and is a predicted model, not a curated record.
UCCAAUGAGGGUUGCCAGUACUAGGCCAGCUAGUUUCCGCUUUCACUUUGUCUCCAAUAACCACGGAUUCAGGAGUUUUUCUAGCUUUGAAUCUCCACUUCUGUGCUUCUCAGAGAAAAUGGAAAAACGGGUGUAUGCUGGAACUAAACUAUCACACUCUUUUGCUGCAAGCCCCCAGCAGGCCCCACAACCACCAAAGCCUGCGGGCACAGCUCGCCCUCCUCCUCCUCCUCCCCCUGAUAGAGCUCUUCGGCCUCUGCCACGGCGCCAGGGCUCACACCCUCCUCCAUCUGCUCGAGGUGAACCAAAAACAACUGAUACCAACUCUAAAUGAUAUGAGUCGGGUAUCCGCUUUGAUAUCAGUAACUUUCUUAAAUGUUUACAAAACAAGCGGGAACCCAGUGUGCCUGAAUCCUUCUCUAUAGCGGUUCAAAUACAUGAUAGAAAAUCUAAGGCCUUCAACAGCCGUACAGCAAACCCAUCUAAUCUGGUGUCCAUUACACGCCAAAAUAAGACUGCUGUGGGGACAAAAAGUAAGACUAUAAAGUUAGCACUUUUAAACA